GGAGCCACAGCAUCACAACCACCACCACCACCACCGCCGCCACCAUGGCUCCAGCUCGCGAUACUCCGUUCCGCUCGGCGGACAUGAGUAUGGUGCAGUUGUAUAUUUCAAAUGAAAUCGGCAGAGAGGUCGUCAACGCCCUCGGAGAGCUUGGCCUGGUCCAGUUCAGAGACCUGAAUGGAGAGGUCACCGCAUUCCAACGAGCCUUCACCCAGGAGAUCCGACGCCUCGAUAAUGUCGAACGUCAACUGCGUUACUUCUACGCACAGAUGGAGAAGGGCGGCAUCCCUCUGAGGAAGCUCGACCUUGACAUGGAGACUCUCGCCCCGCCUACCACAACCGAGAUCGAUGAGCUUGCCGACAGGAGCCAGGGGCUCGAGAACCGCGUCUUCCAGCUGAACGACAGCUACGAGACCCUCAAGAAGCGAGAGGUCGAGCUGACAGAGUGGCGAUGGGUCCUCCGCGAGGCCGGUGGGUUCUUCGACCGCGCCCACGGCAACGUCGAGGAGAUCCGAGCCUCGACCGACGAAGACGAUGCACCACUCCUACAGGAUGUCGAGCAGCACAACUCCGCUCCCGAUGUGGAUCACUCCUUCUCGGUCAUGAACAUCGGCUUCGUCGCGGGUGUCAUCCCGCGCGAUCGGGUCGCUGCCUUUGAGCGCAUCCUGUGGCGUACCCUCCGCGGCAACUUGUACAUGAACCAGUCCGAGAUCCCUGAGCCCCUGAUCGACCCUAGCAACAACGAGCCGGUCAACAAGAACGUCUUCGUCAUCUUCGCCCACGGCAAGGAGAUCCUGGCCAAGAUCAGGAAGAUUUCCGAGUCGAUGGGGGCUGAGGUCUACAAUGUCGACGAGAACAGCGAUCUCAGGAGGGAUCAGAUCCACGAGGUCAAUGCUCGGCUGAAUGACGUCCAGAACGUGCUCCAGAACACCCAGCAGACCCUGAACGCCGAGCUGACGCAGAUCUCGCGAUCUCUGUCGGCCUGGAUGGUCCUCGUUGAGAAGGAGAAGUCCGUGUACAACACGCUCAACUUGUUCUCCUACGACAGAGCACGUCGAACCCUGAUUGCGGAGGGCUGGUGUCCGACCAACGACCUGCCCCUCAUCCGGUCCACGCUGCAAGAUGUGAACAACCGAGCCGGCCUCUCGGUGCCGUCCAUCAUCAACGUUAUUCACACCAACAAGACGCCCCCCACCUAUUUGAAGACAAACAAGUUCACCGAGGCGUUCCAGACCAUCGUCAAUGCCUACGGUACCGCCACAUAUCAAGAGGUCAACCCGGCGAUUCCUGUCAUCGUCACCUUUCCCUUCCUUUUUGCCGUCAUGUUCGGCGAUUUUGGCCAUGCGUGUAUCAUGCUGAGCGCGGCUCUCGCCAUGAUCUACUGGGAGAAGCCGCUCAAGAAGGUUACCUUUGAGCUUUUCGCCAUGGUCUACUACGGACGUUAUAUUGCCCUCGUCAUGGCCGUCUUUUCUGUCUUUACUGGUCUCAUCUACAAUGAUGUCUUCUCCAAGUCGAUGACCCUCUUCCCGAGCCAGUGGGAGUGGAAUCCUCCAGAUGUGUACCACGAGGGGCUCCAGAUCAGCGCCAAGCUCAAGGGCGACUACCGUUACCCGUUCGGUCUCGACUGGAUGUGGCACGGCACCGACAACGACCUGCUCUUUUCCAACAGCUACAAGAUGAAGAUGAGUAUCAUCCUGGGCUGGGCACACAUGACCUACUCGCUCUGUUUUGCCUACAUCAAUGCGAAGCACUUCAAGAGGCCGAUCGAUAUCUACGGCAACUUCAUUCCAGGCAUGAUCUUCUUCCAGGCCAUCUUCGGGUACCUGGUUGUGUGUAUCAUCUACAAGUGGACUGUGAACUGGCCUGCUAUCGGAAAGCAGCCUCCUGGUCUGCUGAACAUGCUCAUCUACAUGUUCUUGCAGCCCGGUACUCUUGACGAGGAGCUGUACCGGGGACAAGCCUUCGUCCAGGUGUUCCUACUCCUCCUUGCGCUGAUUCAGGUUCCUAUCCUCCUCUUCCUCAAGCCCUUCUACCUGCGGUGGGAGCAUAACAAGGCACGAGCCCUGGGUUACCGUGGCCUCGGCGAGAGCUCUCGGGUCAGCGCCCUGGACGGCGAUGAUGGCGAUGAUAACGGCCAUGCUAUCGAUGGACGGCCGAGUAUCAACAGUGAUGACGAGGGUGUCGCCAUGAUUACCCAGAACAUUGAUGAUGGCGAACAUGAAGAGUUUGAAUUCAGCGAGGUCAUGAUCCACCAGGUGAUCCACACGAUUGAAUUCUGUUUGAACUGUGUGUCUCACACUGCAUCCUACCUUCGUCUCUGGGCCUUGUCUCUUGCCCAUCAACAACUCAGCGCUGUGCUCUGGAGCAUGACGCUUGAUCCUGCCCUGAGCAUGUCUGGGGUUGCCGGCGUCAUCGCGCUGGUCAUCUUCUUUACUGCCUUCCUCCUUCUCAGUGUUAUUAUUCUCAUCAUCAUGGAGGGUGUGUCUGCCAUGUUGCAUUCCCUCCGGCUGGCAUGGGUCGAAUCUUUCUCCAAGUUUGCCGAGUUUGAUGGUUGGCCGUUUGCGCCCUUCUCCUUCAAGACCAUGCUGGAGGAGUCGGAAGAGCUCAAGGAGUACCUUGGUUGAUUAUUGAUGUAUUCUUGUGUUUUUCUGGUUUUGUGUUUGAGAGAAGAAUGUAAACAUAGAGUGUACUAUUCUGCAUAGCAAUUUUGAACAGACCUUCUACGAGCGCGCC
Messenger RNA from Cryphonectria parasitica EP155, 2733 nucleotides. Its product is annotated as vacuolar ATP synthase 98 KDA subunit. Gene Ontology annotation, molecular function: ATPase binding; proton-transporting ATPase activity, rotational mechanism. Gene Ontology annotation, biological process: vacuolar acidification; proton transmembrane transport. The transcript has 3 exons. The record is from RefSeq and is a predicted model, not a curated record. The coding region runs from base 45 to 2624 and encodes 859 amino acids. Lineage: Eukaryota; Fungi; Ascomycota; Sordariomycetes; Diaporthales; Cryphonectriaceae. Gene Ontology annotation, cellular component: fungal-type vacuole membrane; vacuolar proton-transporting V-type ATPase complex; vacuolar proton-transporting V-type ATPase, V0 domain.